Messenger RNA from Esox lucius (northern pike), 4519 nucleotides. RefSeq names its product proton myo-inositol cotransporter. Gene Ontology annotation, biological process: transmembrane transport. NCBI's taxonomy places the organism in Eukaryota, Metazoa, Chordata, Actinopteri, Esociformes, Esocidae. The record is from RefSeq and is a predicted model, not a curated record. Gene Ontology annotation, cellular component: membrane. The transcript is spliced from 10 exons. Gene Ontology annotation, molecular function: myo-inositol:proton symporter activity. Bases 260 to 2197 code for a protein of 645 amino acids.
GCGAGAGGAAGAGAGAGAGCGAGCAGAGCUGCCCUCAUCAGUACCACUGAGAUGACACUCCCCUAGCCUGUGACCACGGUUCGAGACGAACUACAAUCCACUCGAAUUGUUUUUGGACCACACGUGUGGAAAACUGAUUUGGAUACACGAAACGCGCAGUUUGCAUUAAACUUGACUGAGGACAACAACAAAAACUACUUCAUACAUAACCAAAUAAACUAACCGCCCUGUGAACGUUUGUUGUUUUUUUGUUUCCCAUAUGUCCCGAAAAUUAAGCGGAAAUGACUAUAAUCUUCGUAGUAUGAGCAACCUGAUGGGUGAGAGAAGGAAGAAAGUAAACGAUGACGGAGAGCGGAGCCUCAUCAAAGCUGCGUCCAGCGCGAGCAUCAACAACCAGGCUACCGCGGCCAAUGCCGCGUCCGAAGCCGCUAACACCGCCACCGGGGACAUGGAGAGAGCGGCACGUAAACAGUUCCAGCAAGAUGUCACACCUGCGUUUGUUUACGUUCUGUCCGCCUUCUCUGCGCUGGGUGGCUUUCUUUUUGGCUAUGACACCGGGGUGAUCUCCGGAGCGAUGUUGCUCAUCAAGAGGGAGAUGAAUCUCAGCGCCCUAUGGCAGGAGGUUCUGAUCUCUAGUACGGUGGCAGCCGCUGCGCUCGCCGCUUUGGUUGGCGGAUUCUUGAACGGGGUUUUCGGGCGCAGGAUCUGCAUCCUCUUGGCCAGUUUUAUCUUCACAGCCGGAGGAAUAGUGCUGAGCGCGGCUCCCAAUAAAGAGGUCCUCCUAGUCGGACGUCUGAUUGUCGGGCUUGGACUCGGUAUUGCGUCUAUGACGGUGCCAGUGUACAUAGCUGAGGCUUCCCCCCCACAUCUGAGAGGCCAGCUGGUGACAAUAAACACACUGUUCAUCACGGGAGGCCAGUUUGCUGCCAGCAUCGUAGACGGAGCCUUCAGCUACCUGCACCAUGAUGGAUGGAGGUAUAUGUUGGGUCUGUCGGUGGUCCCUGCACUGCUCCAGUUCGUGGGGUUCCUCUUCCUGCCUGAGAGCCCUCGCUGGCUGAUUCAGAAAGGUCUUACCCAGAAGGCUCGGCGUGUGCUAAGCCAGAUCAGAGGCAACCAGAACAUUGACGAGGAGUACGACAGCAUUAAAAACAGCAUUGAGGAGGAGGAGAAAGACUGCGGAGGAGAUGGACCUGUGAUCUGGAAGAUGCUGACCUACCCCCCUACACGGAGAGCACUCCUGGUAGGAUGCGGACUUCAGAUGUUCCAACAGCUCUCGGGAGUUAACACUGUCACUUAUUACGGCGCCACCGUCCUCCAGAUGUCAGGAGUGCGGGACGACAAGCUAGCCAUCUGGUUGGCUGGGGUCACGGCCUUCACCAACUUCCUGUUCACCUUACUGGGUGUGUGGCUGGUGGAAAAGGUGGGCCGCAGGAAACUCACCCUGGGUAGCAUCAUCGGAACGAGUAUGAGUCUGUUUGUGCUGGCCGUUGGGUUUCUGCUGUCGGCCCAGCAUACCCCUCCAGUCACCCUCCACCCCACUUCCAUGGUCAACUCCACCUGCAACAGACACCUGCUGUGUGAGCAGUGUAUGCUGGACCCAGGGUGUGGUUUCUGUUACCUUGAGAACAGCACUGCUGUAUUUGCUUCUUCCUGCUUACCGGUAAAUACAGCCUCCACUGAGAAGUCAGCCUGGGGCAGGUGUUCCAACUCGACCCGGCUGAGAGACCAUACAUACUGGGCCUACAACUACUGUCCCUCCUCCUACUCCUGGGUGGUCCUACUUGGGCUGGUCCUUUAUCUGGCCUUCUUCGCCCCAGGUAUGGGCCCAAUGCCCUGGACGAUCAACUCUGAGAUCUACCCCCUGUGGGCCCGCAGCACAGGGAACGCCUGUUCGGCUGGAGUCAACUGGACCUUCAACGUCCUGGUCUCCCUCACCUUCCUCCAUGUGGCCCAGUACCUCACCUACUAUGGUGCGUUUUUCCUCUACUCCAGCAUGGCACUGCUGGGAUUCUUCUUCAUCUAUGGCUGUCUGCCUGAGACCAAGGGCCGGAGGCUGGAGGAGAUCGAGUGCCUGUUCGACACCCAGCUCUGCUCCUGCGGGGCCACAGACUCUGAUGAGGGCCGGCAAGUGGAGUACAUCAGAGUAAAGGGGAGCAACUACCAUCUCUCCGACAACGAUGCCUCUGAUGUAGAGUAGCACCAACCCAAGUGUCUGUCUGUUAGUGCUAUCACGCCAACUCCCUGUCACUCGUUGUCAUACCAAGUAAUGACUUGACAAUGACAGCAGUGGAGCUGACAGGAGUACCAACAGAUCUAGGACCAGGCUAGAGCAGCAUGGCCUAGUCAUCAAUGUUACCCUUGGAUUCUGACCCUGUUCUUUCAUACCAGACACUUCUGUCUGCACGUAUCAAAUUAGUCAGUGUAAGAGGACUGAUCUAGGAACAGAUCUGCCAUUUGAAUGGAAAUGAAUGGCAUAGAUAUUUUGGGACCUGAGAGUAGAUCAACCCUCUUACUCUGAGAACCUUGAAAAAUGGCCAAUGUUCUCUGGUUGCCUCCCAUCCAUCCACCUUUAUAACUUACAGGAUGACUAUAUACAACAACACAGGAGUUACAUUUAAUGUUUAAUGUUGUAGCAACAUCUAACGUUUAUGAUUUACCAACCGUCUUGUGUUUGUAUGCCUGGUAUACUGUUCAAACAUAAUUUUAAAUGUUUCCAUUUUCCAUGAAGUAGGACCAGAUUGAUAAAACAAUAGCAUUUCCCCCUUCCAUAAAACCUUAUUAGAGUUACAACCUCCUCUCAAAAAAAGUGGCCAAAAGUUUUUUUUUAACCUGGAAAAGUAUUAUACGUUUAGUGUUGAUACCAGAAUGCCUUUCUAAAUGAAACCUUGUCUUGUUUAAAGCAUCACAUAUGGUUGGUCAGACAACAGUAGUACACCUGGGAAGUGUAUUCAAUUGAUUCUUUUUCCAGUAUCUUGCACUUGAUCUGACCAGAGCCCCAUGGUCCCUGCUCCAAAAUAGUGCACCAUCAAGUGAAUAGCGUGCAAUUUGCAAUGAAGACAUGAUGGAGUCCAAUGGUAAAGUUAACUUUUGCUGUUCGUUUAGAUGUGGGUAACUGAUUAGCUACAGUAGCACUGCACCUAAUUUCUCAUUAGUAAACGUAAAGGUAUUAUAUAGUUAUUCAUUAUAUUGUAUGUUACCCAUGUGCCUGUAUUGAAGUGAAAUCUAUGAAGGAGUUGGCUAGAUGGCCAGCCAGCUUGAUGAUUGCCUUUUCGAUUUCAGACAUUGCACAGUUUAUUUAGCUGAUCACUGUUGAUUAGACUAUUGACACCUGUCCACCUGAGAAAAAAGACCCUUAUAUAGAAAUGUCCAGUUUAGUCCGUUAGAUUCACACAGUUGUUUUUUUAUAUGUUGCUUUUCUAUGUAAUAUUGUACAUAUUUCCUUUGAAAAGAAACGUCAGAAAUAAUGUCUUAUUUUUCUCUUUUCGUUGUCUUCCUCCAUAGCCUUAUGUACAAAUUGCAAUGCAUAUCUUCACGCGAGACUCAUUGGAUUUUCGUGUUCUAAAAGUUCGAGGAGUACUUUAAUGUCAUUUUAUAUAUUGUAAAACUAUGUGAGGUAACACCUUAUUAGUGGAAUACUUGAGUACACAUAGAUUUGUGUAUCAGACUCGCGUUACAAGUGGUCAACAUAUUAACGUCGCUGAGUAUGUCUGUGUAUGAUUAUCUGUAAAAAAAAAAAGAUGGAUAGCAAUUACUGUCAAUUCAAAACAGAUUUCUUUUAACAGAAAUGUUAUUACAAAUGUUACAAGUGAUUCACACUCUAAACACUACAAGCCUUGUGUUACAAUGUAUUGGAUUAAUUAUUUGUUUAGUAAGGACAGGAAUAUAAUUCUGAGUAAUUAAGUGUUUUAGUGUAGGUUGAUGAUGAUCAUUAGCUGUGGUUUGUCAGUUCAUUGGAAGAUCAGUAUUUAAUAUUAAUAUUUUAGUAUUUCUUUAGGAAAAGAGAAGGCAGUAUAAGCAGACAAGCUAGAAGUUAACUAGAAGACCGAAAGUCUUCAUUUUUAUUAAUACAUAUAGUUUUAUAGAGAACUAAUGCUUUAUUGGACUUCACUAAAGUGACACCAUUAUCGUUAUGUAACAGAUUUAUUAAUAAGACAUUGCGUCCAACAAUAUAUUUGAUGUGAUGUGAUUUUAGAAUGGUCUUUUAAGAAAAAUGCUAAUCAAGCCCCUGAAAAUCUAAUGUGUAUUAUUUUCUUUGCUAUAAUUCCAAAAUGGGGACCUACAAUGUGCUUAUGGUGAACGGGUGCAAUUUUUUCUAUGUGAUAACAAAUUAAUACAGUGUUUCUAUUUUACAGUUUAAAAACUAGUGAAGAUUACAAAAAUUAUUCAGUGAUGUAUAGUAUAUAUUUGUUUGUUGCUGUAAAUGUUUUGCAAGAAUUUGUAUUCUUUAAAACUAAUAUAUUCAUGAGAAUAUUGAACAAUUGAAAAUAUGUGGGGAAACAAAUAAAAAACAAUGAUCUUG